AUGAAAUCUAUAAAAUACGAUUUUAAAAGCAUUGAAGAAUUUUACCAAGGUAAGUGGAAUUUUUCUGUAAGUCAAAGUAGUAAUAAAAAGAAGUGUUAUGUUUUAGAGAUGUUUCCAUACCCAUCUGGUAAAAUUCAUAUGGGUCAUUUACGUAAUUAUGCUAUAGGCGAUGUAAUAGCACGCUACAAAAUGGCUAGUGGAUUUGAUGUUUUACACCCUAUAGGUUGGGAUGCGUUUGGAUUACCUGCUGAAAAUGCUGCAAGGGAUAAUAAUGUCAACCCAGCAAUAUGGACAAGAGAUAAUGUAGAUAGCAUGCGCACGCAGUUAAAAUCUAUAGGCCUUUCAUACAAUUGGGAUCGCGAACUUUCCACUUGUGAAGCCGAGUAUUACACACAUGAGCAAAAAUUUUUCCUGGACUUCUUAAAGCACGGUAUUGCCUAUAGGAAAGAAUCUUGGGUCAAUUGGGAUCCGGUAGAUCAAACAGUACUUGCAAAUGAACAAGUUAUUGAUGGGAAAGGAUGGAGAUCCGGUGCGAUAGUUGAAAAACGCAAAUUAUCUCAGUGGUUCCUCAAGAUCAGUGAUUUUGCUGAUGACUUACUGGAGUGCCUGCAGAGUUUAAAAAAUUGGCCGGAAAAAGUAAAAAUAAUGCAAGAACGCUGGAUAGGGAAAUCGGAAGGUGUCACUAUAGAAUUUGAUGUGAUUGGUCUAGACAAAAAAUUAAGA
Cinara cedri is the source of this 723-nucleotide messenger RNA. The record is from the annotation of a GenBank genome assembly. Lineage: Eukaryota; Metazoa; Arthropoda; Insecta; Hemiptera; Aphididae.